CAAAGUGACGUACAACGUGAAUUUUUCAUGAGCUUGUUGAAUGAUUUAUUACUAUUUCGGAUACCAAACUGAUAGCUUUGACAUAUUUGUCAUAAACAGAAAACAUGACAGAUGUAACAACAUCAAGGCGGAAAUCAGUAUUAUUUGCAGGAGAAGAAAUAAUAGAAAUUCCAGAAAAGGAUCUAAGAUGGAGGCGAGGAAGCCAUGCUGCCAUUCUGUCAAACUUACCAAGUCAACGAGGCAUUUUAUCAGAUACACAUCUUGCAGCUUCCUACAAAGAAGCACAAAAAAGAAGACAAAGUUUUCAGCAUUUACCUAGAUAUUCCUCAGUAUGCACUAUUCCAGGAUUGUUGCAGGAUUCAGAUGAUGAUGAAGAGGAAAUUCAGCAGGAAGUUUUAAGAAGACGCAGGUCAUUGUCCUCUUUUGGCAGUGCUGGAGGUAAUCCCAUUGAAAGAGCUGAUUUGCUGGAAAGGAGAGAAAGUAUCAAAUGUAUAACAGCACCUAUCCAUAUCAAGAGAAAAUUCAAAGAGAAAAUUCUUCAAGAGCCUGAAUUUACUGAGACAGGAUUUGCAGGAUGGAGACACAGACAGACGCAGAGAUGGAAUUCCUUCACACAACAAGUUCAAAAUAUUGCAAAUAUAUUGGAGCCUUGGUCAAGUUCUUUCAAAACUGUAGAAGGUAGAUUUGGGACAGCUAUAAUGAACUAUUUCCGUUUCAUUAGAUGGUUGAUGUUUAUGAAUCUCUACAUGAUGGUUAUUAUGAUGUGUGUAACACUGGUUCCCCACUUGAUCUUGACAGAUUCCACUAAUGUCACCAUUAGUAAUAAAACAAAACAAUGUACUGAAGACUAUGGUACACAUCUUGAUAAUAUAACUGAUACUGAGAAUAUUGGAAAUAAGAUAUUUGAUGUCCUACAAGGAACCGGCUGGAUGGAGCAGACAGUCCUGUUUUAUGGUGCUUAUCAAAACAAGACAUUGUUAGAAAGUGAAACAACAUAUAAUAUGAGUUUGGCCUACUUGUUAGCAACUGGAGGAUCUUUCUUGAUAAGCUUCUUCCUUAUUGUUAGAAAUACAGGGAAAGGUAUAAAGCAAGGAGUAAUGAACAAAGACAGUACAGUAAACCAGUACACUAACAAAGUUUUCUGUGGAGGUUGGGAUUUCUGUAUAAAUGAUGAAAAAGCUGCUAAACGAAGACAUCAAAAUUUUCUUCAAGAAUUGCAGGGAGACUUGGACACCCAGAGGUUAAUAUGGAGGAAGCAAAGUCUUACCCUGAAAGAUAAGAUUAAACUUUAUCUCAUUAGAACAGCUGUAAAUAUAUUUGUUAUAGCUGCCUUGGGUGGAUCUCUGUACCUUAUCUUCUACACUAAUGAAAAGAUGUUAGAGCUACAGAAAAAUGAUUCUUCUAAAGGCAAUGUCAUUGUGGAAGCCUUAAUUCAGUAUAUGCCAUCCAUUACUAUUACACUUUUGAAUGUGAUAGUACCUUUGAUAUUCAACAAGCUAGUAACAUACGAAGACUAUACACCUGUGUUUGAGAUUCGAAUAACUUUACUAAGGAUUAUAUUACUACGAUUAGCCUCGCUUGGGAUUUUGAUCGGAUCACUGUACCGUAUUGUUGCUUCUCCUGCUGAUAGUUAUAGGUCAGACUGUGGAAAUCAAAGAUGGGAAGUCACUGAUCCAAACCAACAAGGCACAACCAGUAUAAAGUGCUGGGAGACUUAUGUAGGACAACAGAUCUACAAAUUGAUCAUUCUUGACUUUCUAGUUGGUGUAAUCAUUACAUUUGUGGUGGAGUUUCCAAGAAGAUUCAUAUACAAGAAAUUUCACAGUACAAACAAACUAGUGAAUAUGGUAGGACAACAAGAGUUUGAUCUGCCUAAAGUUGUAUUAGAUAUUGUUUAUUCACAGACUUUGUGCUGGAUGGGACUGUUUUUCUGUCCACUGACCCCAAUAUUAGGAUUUCUGAAAUGUUUUAUCUUCUUUUAUGUCAGAAAGAUAUCCCUAUUGACAAACUGUGUACAGCCAGUACGACCCUACAGAACAUCUAGAUCUAACUCUUUGUUUGCUGCUGUGUUAUUUCUUUCCUUUCUGCUGGCAACAAUACCAUUGGCAUAUCUCAUAGGCAGUAUUUCCCCAUCACAGAGUUGUGGGCCCUUCAGACAAUACAUGGGAAGUUUUGUAUUCUUUGAUGUCAUUCCUAAUGAAAUACAGACUUGGCCUUCGGCAGCAGUUAAAGUUUUCAGAGUACUUGGAUCAACAGCUUUCCUCAUUCCAGCAAUUCUUGUAGUCUGUUCUAUAAUGUAUGGUUACUGGGCAUCUAAAGAGGGAAGCAAGAGACAAGCAGAACUAAUACAAGAAGAGCUUACUGAGGAAGGAAGAGACAAACAGUUCCUUGUAGCUCAGCUGAAUGAAAUCCUAGAACACUUAGAUGCUACUAAUUCUUAAUGGAUAACAAAAUGGAUGACAAAAUGAAUGACAAAAUGGAUGACAAAAUGUUUUGUUUUCUCAAAUACUGAAGUAUUUCAUUUUCAUUCUCCAUUUGCUCUAACAGAGGAAACUGCCAUUGUUAACUCAAGACUCAAAU
Messenger RNA from Mytilus trossulus (common blue mussel), 2580 nucleotides. Its product is annotated as transmembrane channel-like protein 7. Gene Ontology annotation, cellular component: plasma membrane. Bases 105 to 2441 code for a protein of 778 amino acids. The transcript is spliced from 17 exons. The record is from RefSeq and is a predicted model, not a curated record. Lineage: Eukaryota; Metazoa; Mollusca; Bivalvia; Mytilida; Mytilidae. Gene Ontology annotation, molecular function: mechanosensitive monoatomic ion channel activity.